Molecule: messenger RNA, 1872 nt
Organism: Penicillium chermesinum
Lineage: Eukaryota; Fungi; Ascomycota; Eurotiomycetes; Eurotiales; Aspergillaceae
Product: phospholipid:diacylglycerol acyltransferase
Exons: 3
Coding region: 1-1872 (623 amino acids)
Biological process (GO): lipid storage; triglyceride biosynthetic process
Cellular component (GO): perinuclear endoplasmic reticulum; cytoplasm
Molecular function (GO): phospholipid:diacylglycerol acyltransferase activity
Source: RefSeq, a predicted model, not a curated record
AUGUUGCGCCGCCGCGUCAAAGACGGAGACGAAUCCGCCAAAGACAAAAACGCGAGACCCCGAGUUACCCGCCAGCAGACAGACGAGCUCCGCGCGGAAUUCGAUAAUGCCCCGGUGAAACAGCUGGUGAUUCGCCCGCGGACUAAGCGUCGCAGCAGUCUGUUCUUCAUACUCGGGGGUCUAUUCGGUGUGUUUGUUGCGCUGUUCUUCGCGAAUCAGCAGGAUGUUAUCAGCUUGGAAUCUUUGGUGGAUUUGAACCUCGAGUCGUGGAUCGAUGCGAUUCCUCAAGGGAUCAUUCGUGACGCAAAGGAAUUCUCGCAAUGGGAGCGCGAGGCCGUCAAUUACGACUCUUUCUCCGUUGGAUUACACCUCCAGUCUCAAGGCGUCACAGCCAAGCACCCAGUGGUCAUGAUUCCAGGAGUAAUCUCUACCGGCCUAGAGAGCUGGGGAACGGGCGAGACCUCGCGACCCUAUUUCCGGCGGCGCCUUUGGGGAAGUUGGAGCAUGAUGCGGGCGCUGGUGAUGGACAAGGCCGAAUGGAAGAACCACAUCAUGCUGGAUCGUCAGACAGGCCUUGACCCGCCAGGCAUCAAGCUCCGUGCGGCUCAAGGUUUCGACGCCACCGACUUUUUCAUUACCGGCUACUGGAUAUGGAGCAAGAUCUUGGAGAACCUGGCGACGAUUGGAUACGAUCCGACCAAUGCCUUUUCUGCUGCAUACGAUUGGCGGCUUUCCUAUCCCAACCUUGAGGUUCGGGAUAAUUAUUUCAGCCGUCUGAAGUCUUACAUCGAAACCGCAGUGGAAGUGAAGGGCGAGAAAAUUACCCUCGCUUCCCACAGCAUGGGGUCUCAGGUCGUUCUAUACUUCUUCAAGUGGGUAGAGAGCGACCAGCAUGGCAAAGGCGGAAAAGACUGGGUUAAUAGGCACAUUGACUCGUGGAUCAAUAUCAGCGGUUGCAUGCUUGGCGCCGUCAAGGGCAUGACGGCCGUGUUAUCUGGCGAGAUGCGAGAUACGGCACAGCUGAACGCCUUCGCGGUCUACGGGCUGGAAAAGUUCUUGUCCAGGGAAGAACGCGCAGAGAUAUUCCGCGCCAUGCCGGGUAUCUCUAGCAUGCUUCCCAAGGGUGGUGAUGCGGUCUGGGGUAAUGCGACCUGGGCCCCCGACGACCAGCCCGGCCAGGCCUUGAGCUACGGAAACCUCCUCAACUUCCGUGAAGCCAACUCCUCGUUCACCCGUCGCAAUCUCACUACGUCCGAGAGCUUAGACUAUCUCUUCGAGCAGAGCGAGGACUGGUUCCGCGACCAAGUGCUUGGUAGCUACUCGCAUGGCGUCGCGCACACUGCCGCUGAGGUCGAAGCCAACGAAAAGGACCCGCGUACAUGGCUGAACCCCCUCGAAACCCGUUUGCCUCAUGCUCCAGACAUGAAGAUAUACUGUUUCUACGGCGUUGGUAAACCCACGGAGCGCAGUUACUGGUACCAAGAGGAGAGCGACCCCUCCGUCAAGCUUAAUGUCAGCAUCGAUACGACUGUAAACUUAGAAGACGGCAUCGACCGCGGUGUCUUCAUGGGCGAGGGGGACGGCACUGUCAACCUUCUCAGCACAGGCUACAUGUGUGCUAAGGGAUGGCACAUCAAACGGUAUAACCCAGCCGGGACAAAGAUCAAGGUCUUCGAGAUGCCGCAUGAGCCGGACCGCUUCUCGCCUCGAGGCGGACCAAACACCGGUGACCAUGUCGAUAUCCUCGGCCGCGCCUCGCUCAACGAGCUAAUCCUCCGCGUCGCCAGCGGCAAAGGCGACGAUAUUGAGGAAACCUUCUACUCCAACAUCCGCGAGUACGCCGACCGUGUGCAAAUUUUUGACGAUGAAUAA